This is a messenger RNA of Ectocarpus sp. CCAP 1310/34, 3366 nucleotides long. The record is from the annotation of a GenBank genome assembly. NCBI's taxonomy places the organism in Eukaryota, Phaeophyceae, Ectocarpales, Ectocarpaceae.
UCGUCCCAGGGGCGACAGGGCGAGACUGCCAAGAGGAGGUAGAGAGACAUGACCAUGACGGACCGAACCAAGGAGUUCCACGGGGCGGUCAGUGCCUUCCGUCCCACAGUCACGGCGGUCAACAACAGCGGAGAGGCAGCGUUAAUCAGGGCACAGACCGACCUCGGGUACAGAAAGACGUCGGAGUUUCUCCAGCUCGCUGCGAGCGUCGCAGUCGGCUUCGAGGGCACGUCCAGGCUGAUCGGGCGGUUGAAGAAGCUCGUCGGACGCAAGGGUUUCAGCAACAACCCGGCGGCCGAGAUAAGCGACGUCAUGAAGCUCUUCGAGGGGGACAUGGCCGGCCUACAGAAAGACAUAUCGUCGCUGCAGAGGUACGCAGAUGGCGGCACCAGGGGGAGCCCGCCGGCCAACAGCCAGCGGCAGAUGCACUGCGCGUUUAUCGUGACGACGCUGCGGAGAAGCGCGCAGGAGCACACGAAGGCCUUUCGUGACGCGCUCAUGCUGCGAGCAGCGGUGGAGAAGCAGCAGAACGAACGCCAGCGAAAGUUCUCGCACUCCCGCGGCGUCGCCCCCGCGACCCAGCUGGACUACCCUCUCUUCGGAAGCAGCGGCGGCGGCGCCGGGGGAGGGGCACGCCGCCGCCGCCCGACGGCCAAUCUGCCGUCCCCCCCGCCGCCUCUCCCCGACGAAGACGACGAGGACAACAAGGGGCACAAACACGGACCCCGAAAAGGCGGAAAGGCUGCGUCGGUGUUGCCGUUCCCUUCCGGUAAUGGAGGCACAAGGGCAGGGGGGGGUACAGGCGGCUCCUCCUGGCCCCAGAAAUCGGCGGUCCCCGCGCCGUGGUCGGCAGAGGGGGGAAGAAACGGCAACGGCAAUAAUUGUUCGACGGGCGUUGGCAAAGGGGGGUACGACGCCGUCGGAGCAAUGCCACGAGCAACAGAACCGGCAGCAGCAGCAGCAGCUGCUGCUGCGCGAACAGACAGCAAUGGAGGGUUCCGGGCGGGGCCUCAUACGGCGCCGACCUUUGGCAGUGCCAACGGUUACGUACCACCGGCUGCGGGGGGUGGGAGCGGGAGAGCGCAUGCGGCGGCUCCGCCAGGGUUUCCGCCUCUUCGGACCGAGGCGUCUAGAGGCGGUGGGCGCGCCACUGGGCUGCGGAAACGACCAGGGCGAGAGGAUGGGGGUGACGCGGAGGAGGAGUCCCGCCGAGCGGCAUGGCAAGUUCAGGUCCAAGAGGACUCCAAGACCAGAGUGGACGAAUCACACAAGGUGGAGAAGAUGAUCGGCGAUUUGGGGCACAUGUUCAGCCGUUUCUCGACGAUGGUGGCGGCGCAGGAGGAGGUGGUUAUGCACAUCGAGGACGACGUCGAGGCCGCUCACGCCUUCGCCGAAGAGGGACAGGCGCACCUCGCCAAGUACUACCAGAUUACGAGCGGCAACCGGGGCAUCAUCAUCAAGGUGUUCAUCAUGUUGAUUGUUUGCAUCUGGGUCUUCCUGGGUCUUAUGAGAUGACACCCCCCUUCUUAUCCGCUCCAUCAAUUUUGCGUAGCCCCCCGGCCGAGAAAUGCGGAGAGCGCCGACAUAUAUCAACUGCGCUCAAGUAACACGCACGGGUUCAAAUCCCGGCUGGUCACUUUCCCAAGCAUCAUGGAGUUCUUUUCCGGCAGCGUCUGGCGAGGGGUCCGUCCCCGGAGAUCCCUACUCUCAAUCCCAGUGAUUAAAAGUCGUAAACCCUGCACAACGCCGUUGCCAUCGAAGGGCUUUCGUCUUGGUGACAGAGCAUGUGGGCAAGGCAUUAUACGUUAAUGGUCUGGUCGAUGCCCUUUGCCGGCAUUGGUGCGGGUGGCGAUGUAUCUCUCGUGUCUUUGGGGUUACGUGUUUGUAGGUUCGACGAGGGAGGGGGGUCGCGCGUUGGGGGGGGCGAUGCCAUCAAGUGAUUGGGAGUUACUACAGCCCCAUUCGUGCCUAGGAGCCCCGGCAGGGUUGCAAUUUAGGUUGUGUGUUCCUCGCGUGGCACCUUUUGGCCGUAUUGUGUCAGUCGGCCUGUCGAGUAGUUGACUGGCCAGAUAAUGCAGGCAAGAACGCGUGCUUAGACAGCUUUGCAUCGGCUGGGUCACGAUGUUGUAUCUAUCAUUUUGACAUGAGGGUGUGUUCGCCUUGCAAAGGAAGCGGCAUGGUGACCUUCACGUGUCUGUUUUGCGCCCACUCGGCGACUACUUCGAUCGAUCUGUGUGAAUCACCCUCGUUGUCGUUGUUGCCAUCCAAACGUUUGUUUAGUGGCGAUGUUUUCGUUCUCGUCGGUGUGCUGGUGUGGUGAGUUCCCGACCGAACGAUGGGGCGGUGCUUGUGGCGGCAAGUGUGCAUGUCGCGCCAACACUGCCAUUAAGCCACAAACUUUGUAUGUUUGACGACUGCAUAGAUCGCUGAGCGCGGUGCCAGUUGGUCCAGCCCCGUGCAUUACGCUCGUUCCCCGGUGGCUCGCGCGUCACCCACGGGUGGAGAGAAUGAGGUGUGCACAAGUAUCCCAAAGUAGUUAUCCACAGGCGGCUCGGAGUCGACAUAUCUGGGCGAUGUUACCGGACGUUCGGUACCGAGUAAGAACUGCCUUCUUUGUCCUUCACUCAGUUCCUCUGCAGACAGGGAACCCUAGGUUGUGACGUCUGAGGUUUCAGCGACCUUUUUGUUCCUCAAUGGGUCAUUUUUUUCAUUCUAUAAUACUUCUACACGCUAUACAACCAAUGGGGUUACGCGCCGACGUCCACAGGUGCUAAUACUCCGGCAGCCACAAGUCUUCAGGUAGCCCAAGCUCAUCGUGCGUGCGUCCCACCACUGCUGUGCUGCUACCGUCCAAUCCGUACAAUCCUAACCAAGAGGGGAGACUCGCACAGGCAUAUCGAGCGCACACCCUCUCGCUGUUGUAGCAUAGUCACAGCGAACAGGUUAACAACAGUCUUACGGCUGCUGCGCCGCGCUGUUCUGUUCGUUGCCGCUAGAAGACAUCCAGCGAACACGCCAUCGCGGGGCAAAGCGCAAAAACACAGCACAAGCGCCCUACAACCAAUUCUGCACAUGGAAUCUCUCGCUCACACAUCUCGCGGUGCUACCGCCGCCUCUGGUACUCGUUCAAACAUUGGGCACAACGCAGCUCAAUCUAGCCCAAGGGACUCACUCCCCGCCAAAACCCUUGCCGGCCAAAGGGCAUCAAACCUCCGAUACAAAAGGUAGAUAUUUACAACGUUCAAUACAUGAGUAAAAAAAAUAAUUUCCCAUUCCAUUCGUUCUCUACGCCGGUUUCCAGUCUGUGUCCAGCCAAUCUGGUAGAGGCGGAGGGGGGUACGCAGAAUACCUCAUCUCCCUCAGCCC